UGGUGCGCUGCUAUAUGGCAAGAGUAGCCUACAGUUCCAAGGAUUUUCGGUGACGCGCAUGACCACUUCAAAUAAGACCUUCGUUUAGUCUGAAUAGCGCCGCACAGUGUAAUAGACACAGUCAUUGAGAAUAACCUAAUCUCCCCUGCCAGCCAGCAUACCCCAGACUCUUGUCCGGCUGUAGAUCAACGCGAACAUGGCUCAAGCACUGGAAAUUGCCAGAUGGGACCUGGAAUGUGAGUUCAACAACACAGACCACCGUACGGAGCUCAACGGGGUGGAGCAGCUGAUCGUUAGAAGGGGCCAGCCGUUCACCAUCAACCUGCACCUCCGCUCGGGGGGAUACCAGCCGGGCGGCAGUGCACUCGACCUCACCGUGGAGACAGGUCCCCAGCCCAGUGAUCAGUAUGGCACACGGGCCUCCUUUGGUCUGAUUGACCAAAUCGACACCUCCCGCUGGAGUGCCGCAGUCACCAGUCCCCCCGGGUACAUGGUGUCCCUGUCCAUCUGUUCCCCCCCGGACGCGCCUAUCGGACGCUGGCGCUUGACCCUGGGUCAGGGGGGCUUGGUGGAGUUUGUGCUGCUAUAUAACCCUUGGUGCACAGGCGAUGUGGUGUACAUGGACAGUGAGGAGAAACUGACGGAGUACGUCUUGGCUCAAGAUGGUAUCAUUUACCGAGGCAGCUGGAAAUACCUCAUCCCUACACCUUGGAACUUUGGCCAGUUUGAGGAUGGGAUCCUGGAAGCUUGUCUGAGAAUCCUGGAAAUGAACCCCAAGUGCCUGCGUAACCCUGGGAAAGACGCUUCAGGGAGGAAGAACCCAAUCUAUGUGUCCAGAGUUCUCAGUGCCAUGGUGAACUGUAAUGACGACAAAGGGGUAUUGCUAGGCAGGUGGACCGACGACUAUGACGGUGGGGUGAGCCCCCUGUCAUGGAAGGGCAGUGUGGAGAUCCUGCGGAACUGGGACACAAAUGCCUGUCAACCUGUGCGCUUUGGCCAAUGCUGGGUGUUUGCAGCAGUGGCCUGCUCAGUUUCACGAGCCCUGGGCAUCCCUUGUCGAGUGGUCACCAACUAUAAUUCAGCCCAUGACACCAACAGUAACCUGGUGAUAGAGCGCUAUGUGGAUGAGAACGGACAACUUGUUCAGAAGUCGAGAGACAUGAUAUGGAACUACCACUGCUGGGUCGAGAACUGGAUGACCAGACCUGACCUUAAACCAGGUUAUGAUGGCUGGCAGGCCAUGGACCCCACACCUCAGGAGAAGAGUGAAGGAGUUUACUGCUGCGGCCCUAUCCCACUGAAAGCCAUCAAGGAGGGCGAGCUCACCUGUAAAUAUGAUGCCCCAUUUGUGUUUGCGGAGGUCAACGCUGACGUGCACACCUUUAUGAAGCGCAAAGACGGCAGCACAGAGAAGAUCAUUAGCUCUGUCCAAGUGGGCCUGAAGAUCAGCACGAAGAGUGUGGGCAGUGAUAGGAGAGAGGACAUCACACACCUGUACAAGUACCCCGAGGGUUCUGACGAGGAAAGGGAGGCCUUUACAAAAGCUAACCACCAGAACAAACUUCUGCAGCAGCCAACAAAUGCUGGCCUGCUUAUCGCUAUCAAGGUCUCUGCGGAGAUGAAGAAGGGCUGCGACUUUGACGUGUUCGCCGUGGUUAUGAAUAACACACCGAAUGGGAAAAAGUGCCGUCUGGUGUUCGGCUCCAGAGCUGUGUCGUACAACGGAAUUCUGGGAGAGAACUGUGGGUUCAAAGACCUGCUCAACGUAGAGUUGGCACCUGGAGAAGAGAAGCGAGUUCCUCUGAGAAUGAACUAUUCCAAGUAUGCCGAGAACCUCACUGAGGACAAUUUGAUCCGGCUGGCGGCUCUGCUCCUAGACUACGGCACCCGAGAGGCCUACCUUGCUGUGAGGAACGUUGUACUGGAAAAUCCUGAGAUCAAAGUCAGGAUUCUUGGGGAACCCAAAGAGAACCGUAAGAUGGUGGCUGAGAUAACUCUACAGAACCCUCUGCCAGUACCACUGCAGAACUGCUGUUUCACCGUGGAGGGUUCCAACCUCACCGGAGGACAGAUCAUCACUGAGAAGCUUAACUCCACGGUGGAACCCGGGCAAGAUGCCAAGGUCAAAAUCUACUUCACGCCCACCCACUCAGGCCAACGGAAACUGGUGGUCGACUUUGACAGCAAUAAGCUGUGUCACGUCAAGGGCUACAGGAAUGUCAUCAUCGGCAAGUAGAGGACCCACCCUGGGCCUGCACUCCAUAAAACCCAGUGAAGACAAAGACAUACAGUUGUUUCACAAUCUAUGCAUAUUUCUAUACUCCAAGAUCUCUUUUAUCACCUAUAGAUAAACAAAUUCUCUGUUUGCUAGGAUUAUACCGUGCCUUCGGAAAGUACUCAGACCCCUUGACAUUUUCCAAAUGGUUGCGUUACAGCCUUUUUCUCAUCAAUCUACACACAAUACCCCAUAAGAACAAAGCGAAAACAGGUUUUAAGAUAUUUUUGUAAAUGUAUGAAAAAAAUAUAUAUAUAUAUAUUUACAUAAGUAUACCCUUUGCUAUGAGACUCUAAAUUGAGCUCAGGUGCAUCCGGUUUCAUUGACCAUCCUUGAGAUGUUUCUACACCUUGAUUGAAGUCUACCUGUGGUAAAUUCAAUUCAUUGGAGAUGAUUUGGAAAGGCCCACAUCUGUCUAUAUAACAGUGCAUAUACCAAGCCAUGAGGUCGAAGGAAAUGUCCGUAGAGCUCCGAAGCAGGAUUGUGUCAAGGCACAGAUCUGGGGAAGGGUACCAAAACCUUCUGGAGUAUUGAACGUACCCAAGAACACAGUGGCCUCCAUUAUUCUUAAAUGGAAGAAGUUUGGAACCACCAAUACUUUCUAGAGCUGGCCAACCGGCCAAACUGCGCAAUCAGUGAAGAAGGGCCUUGGUCAGGGAGGUGACCUAGAACCCGAUGGUCACUCUGACAGAGCUCUAGAGUUCCUCUGCGGAGAUGAGAGAACUUUCCAGAAAGACAACCAUCUCUGCAGCACUCAACCAAUCAGGCCUUUAUGGUAGAGUUGCCAGAAGGAAGCAACUGCUCAGUCAAAGGCACCCAAAGUUUGCCAAAAGGCACCUAUAGACUUUCAGACCAUGAGAAACAAGAUUCUCUGGUCUGACGAAACCAUUUAUUUCAAUGGUGGAAAAAGUAUCAAAAGUAAAAGUACAAAUCAUUUCAAAUUCCUUAUAUAAAGCAAACCAGAUUGCACCAUUUUCUUGUCUUUAUUUACUUAACGGUAAGCAUAGACAUCAUUUGCAAUCAAAGCAUUUGUGUUUAGUGAGCCGCCAGAUCAGAGUCAGUAGGGAUGACAAAGGACUUUCUCUCUUGACAAUUGUGUGAAUUCUAACUAUUUGGCCUGAAUGCCAAGCGUGGAAAAAACAAUUGCAUACUUUUUUAGAAUUAGGCUGUAACGUAACAAAAUGUGGAAAAAGUCAAGGGGUCUGAAUACUUUCAAGUAAAAGUCUGAGUAUGUGUAAAUAUACUUGGCAAAUAAAGGAGUUUCUGAUUAUACAUUUUUGCAUGCAAAGCUGUGAAAUAUAGGACUUUUGUAUUUUUGCAUAUAAACCUUUCAUCUGUGAUUGUACAAUGAAGAGCAACAUUACCACAUGUGGCUUGCUAUCAGUAAUCCUUUGGCAAAUACUGAGCAUUUUGUUAGGGAGGUCAAAAGGUUCACUUCCAUCUUCUUGACAAAAAUGAAAUAGUUAGACAUUGGCAGAACCUAGAGAUUAUUGGAAGAAGCCAGAGAUACAAAUCAUUCCACAAAACUGAUUCAAGACAUGAGAACGCACAUUGGCUCCAUGUAAAAACUCCCUGUACCUGGAAACUAGUCCAGUCCAUAGUAGAAUUCAUCUUGAUGAACACUUAGCACACCAUGGAAUUAUUUAUAUAACUAGUCCCUUCACAUUGAACAAUCCACAGGUAUACUACCGUUGAAAAGUUUGGGGUCACUUAGAAAUGUCCUUGUUUUCCAUGAAAAUAUACAUUAAAUUAGUGUCAAUAUGAAUAGGAAAUAUAGUGAAGACGUUGAGAAGGUUAUAAAUAAUGAUUUUUAAUUGAAAUAAUAAUUGUGUCCUUCAAACUUUUGUCAAAGAAUCCUCCAUUUGCAGCAUUUACAGCCUUGCAGACCUUUGGCAUUCUAGUUGUCAAUUUGUUGAGGUAAUCUGAAUAGAUUUCACCCCUUGCUUCUUGAAGCACAUCCCACAAGUUAGAUUGGCUUGAUGGCGUACCAUACGGUCAAGCUGCUCCCACAACAACUCAAUAGGGUUGAGAUCCGGUGACUGUGCUGGCUACUCCAUUAUAGACAGAAUACCAGCUGACUGCUUCUUCCUUAAAUAGUUCUUGCAUAGUUUGGAGCUGUGCUUUGGGUCAUUGUCCUGUUGGAGGAAAUUGGCUCCAAUUAAGCGCUGUCCACAGGGUAGGGCAUGGCAUUGCAAAAUGGAGUGAUAGCCUUCCUUCUUCAAGAUCCUUUUUAUUCUGUACAAAUCUCCCACCUUACCACCACCAAAGCACCCCAGACCAUCACAUUGCCUCCACCAUGCUUGACAGAUGGCUUCAAGCACUCCUCUAGCAUUUUUUCAUUUCUUCUGCAUCUCACGAAUGUUCUUUGUGAUCCGAACACCUCAAACAUAGAUUAGUCUGUCCAUAACACUUUAUCCUAACCUUCCUCUGUCCAAUGUCUGUGUUAUUUUGCCCAUCUUAAUAUUUUAUUUUAUUGAUCAGUCUAAGAUAUGGAUUUUUCUUUGCAACUCUGCCUAGAAGGCCAGCAUUCUGGAGUCGCCUCUUCACUGUUGACAUUGAGACUGGCGUUUUGCGGGUACUAUUUAAUGAAGCUGGCAGUUAAGGACUUGUGAGGUGUCUGUUUCUCAAAUUAGACACUCUAAUGUACUUGUCCUCUUGCUCAGUUGUGCACCGGGGCCUCCCACUCCUCUUUCUAUUCUGGUUAGAGCCCGUUUGCUCUGUUCUGUGAAGGGAGUAGUACACAGCGUUGUACGAGAUCUUCAGUUUCUUGGCAAUUUCUCUCAUGGAAUAGCCUUAAUUUCUCAGAACAAUACUAGACUGACACGUUUCAGAAGAAAGUUGUUUGUUUCUGGCCACUUUGAGCCUGCAAUUGAACCCACAAAUGCUGAUGCUCCAGAUACUCAACUAGAAGGACUGUUUUCAGCUGUGCAAACAUAAUUGCAAAAAAGUUUUCUAACGAUCAAUUAGCAUUUUAAAAUGAUAAACUUGGAUAAGCUAACACAACGUGCCAUUGGAACACAGGAGUGCUGGUUGCUGAUAAUGGACUUCUUUACGCCUACUUUAUGUAGAUAUUCCAUAAAAAAUAUGUUGUUUCCAGCUAUAAUAGUCAUUUACAACAUUAACAAUGUCUACAUUAUUUCUGAUCAAUUUGAUGUUAUUUUAAUGGGCAAAAACAAGAACAUUUCUAAGUGACCACAAACUUUUGAACGGUAGUGUACAUCUUAUUGUUUUCCACUGAAUGGUGAUGCCAUGAAGAAUUGGGGUGCCAUUCCGCCAUACUGCCAAUGUGCAUUCUGAUUAAAAAACAGGCACCCGGCCUUGGUUCAUUGAGAAAAGGUAGUAAUCCAUAAUUUGACAUACCAUGCAAAAUGCUAACGUAAAUCAGAUCCAGGGGGAAAAUGCAAACAAAUGCAAUAAUUCAUUUUGAGCAGGAAAUCUGGAUGUAAUGGUCUGGUUCUGGUUAGGUUCUGAUAGUUGGUUCUUACAAAUGGACCUUGUGAUAGAAAUAUGAUGUAUUCACCUUAUUUGGUGGAUAUUUCAUUUUUAUUUACUUAACAAACAGUAAGGUAUUUCUGUCCUCCUAAUGCUGAGUUGUAUGGUGUCAACUCCAGCUUCCUGCAGCUAGUCUGGGUGUCAAGUACAUGGGUUUUCACUAGAAAUGGCUUGAAGCUGACAACUGAUUGAUGUCUCGGUGAUAAGAAACCAAAUAUCCACAUUCCAUUCUAUGAUUAGUGGUGCAUGUGAGACAUAUGUCUCUGGUCUGAUUGAGCCUGCAUUCCAUAGACAAGAUAUGGUGUAUGUUUAGCUGGGAUAGAGAGGAGUAGAACAAAAGGCAUCAGUGGUCCUUAGACAUCCUGGCCUGGGAAAUGAGGCCAGGGUCGGGGGGUUAAGAUAACGCCAGGGGCAGAUCAAGACAGGAUGAGCCCAAAGUGGCUCAUGGUGCACCCCCAAUCUAUCUGGGAAUGGUGGAGCCAGCCAUGGUUGAAGCAUUUUUAAGUUGGGUAUAUAAAGACACAGUAUUCUCUGUAUGAUUCAAGCACUCGGUCCGACAGUCAAGACUCUUGGGCUGACGGUUUCAUUAUUGCAAUAAUUAAUCAAUAUUAAAUAAAGAUGAUUAUUUGAAGAAAUUA
Molecule: messenger RNA, 6405 nt
Organism: Oncorhynchus keta (chum salmon)
Lineage: Eukaryota; Metazoa; Chordata; Actinopteri; Salmoniformes; Salmonidae
Product: protein-glutamine gamma-glutamyltransferase 2-like
Exons: 13
Coding region: 197-2236 (679 amino acids)
Biological process (GO): peptide cross-linking
Molecular function (GO): protein-glutamine gamma-glutamyltransferase activity
Source: RefSeq, a predicted model, not a curated record